Mangifera indica (mango) is the source of this 1192-nucleotide messenger RNA. RefSeq names its product sec-independent protein translocase protein TATB, chloroplastic. The transcript is spliced from 6 exons. The record is from RefSeq and is a predicted model, not a curated record. Gene Ontology annotation, cellular component: membrane. Bases 98 to 844 code for a protein of 248 amino acids. Lineage: Eukaryota; Viridiplantae; Streptophyta; Magnoliopsida; Sapindales; Anacardiaceae. Gene Ontology annotation, biological process: protein transport by the Tat complex.
UUUUUCAAACGGUGAAGAUAUUUGAGCAAUCAAGAUUUGUUUCGUCACAGAUUCUGAAACUAAACUAAGUUUCAGUUGACCACACAGACACGUGAUCAUGUCUUCACCAAUUUCAAUUCACUGUUUCACGCUCUCAAAACCCUGUGUCUGCUCAUUUUCUUCUUUACGUUCAUGCUCCAAACCUACUAAAUUUCAUCUUUCCAGGUGGCCUCUGCACCUGGGUUUCUCUCCAUUUUCGCCAUGGACUGGCCUUAAGCAUCUGGGUAUCUCUUUCUCCCCACCAAAGACCCUGAACUUAGGGAAGAAUAGAAUGUUUAAAGGAAGAGGCGUUCAUGCUUCGUUGUUUGGUGUUGGAGCUCCUGAGGCUCUGGUUAUUGGGGUUGUAGCUUUGUUGGUUUUUGGUCCCAAAGGUCUCGCUGAGGUUGCUCGGAAUUUGGGGAAAACUCUGCGUGCAUUUCAACCUACCAUUAAAGAACUUCAGGAAGUGUCCAGGGAAUUCAAGAGUACCCUUGAGCGUGAGAUUGGACUUGAUGAGGUUUCAGGCUCAAUGCAAAACUUACACAACUCCAACAGUGUCAACACUGUCUCAACUCCUCCGGCACCCAUUGCCAACACUGAUGAUCCGAAGACUGUUGUUGACCCAAAUGGUUCUCCACCUGAAAAGGCAGCAUACACCAGUGAAGAGUACUUAAAAAUCACGGAAGAGCAGCUAAAGGCAGUAUCUGCAGCCCAACAACAGUUGCAGCCACCUCAGGGUAAAACCUCACCUGAACCGCAAAAUCAGCCUCAAGCUACUGUUAAAGAAACUGCUGAUACAAUGCCACCACAAAAGCCUGAGAUAUAGACAUGCGGCAUCUUGAAUUGAAGGAGAUGAAUACAAAAGAAUUUUCUAGUGACCAGUCCAUCCUUGGAAGCUCUAAAGUUAGUAAAUUGGUAAAUGGAAAGAAACAUAUACUUUUUCUGAUUUCUGGCCCCCCGCCUUUUUUGUAUUUUAUAUUAUUUUCAUUUUUCAGUUUCUUGUAGAUGCAUAUAGCGUAGUCCUUCGGUAUUUUGUGUUAACCAGCAAGUUCAGGUUGUUUUUGGAUUCACUUGGGAGGUGAUUUAGUUCGAAGUAUCAAAUAUUGGAGAGGGAUGUUACAUCCAGAGAUACAUUCUAUUUCUUUUCUAGAGGAAUGCAUUUUCCUUAUUUUAA